AUGUACAUCACUCUCUACUACUUAGUCACUCGCCUCCCUGACUCCCUUCGCGUAGUCAGGGACCACUUCCUCUCAGUCUGUCCCACCACUCUCACUGUUGACCUCCUCGAGAAGUCCCUCCUAGCGGCCGAGAAGAGCAUAGUCGCUGUAGGGGCCUCUCGUGGUGACCCGCGCACCCCCAUGUUUGAGGGGUGUUCCCCCUCCCCCCUUCUGCCCUCCGUUGCCUCUGCUGCUGCGGCCGACCUCCUUGGUCUUGAGUCGGUCGGUGCGGCGUCUGCCCCUAGCGGGAGACGCCGCUCUGGCAAGGGCAAGGGGGGCAGGGGCGCUGGAGGAGCGAGCGGGGGCGGUGGAGGUGGAGGUGUAGGCGGCGGGGGGAGUGGGGGUGGUGGUGGGAGUGGAGGUGGGGGUGGAGGUGUCGGUGGCGGCAGUGGAGGCGGAGGCGGCGGCGGCGGUGGCGGUGAGAGCGGAGAUGGCGGAGGUGGUGGCGGUGCAGGAGGCGGCGGAGGCGGCGGUAGUAGCGGAGGCGGCGGAGGCGGCGGAGGCGGCGGGGGUGGCGGUGGAGCUGGUCGCGGGUCUACGCAGAGGAGUGGCUCCGGAAUUGGUCCGCGCCAGCAGCAGCAGCGCGGUCGUGAGACCCUGUCCCCUCAGCAGCUCCGUGAGUGGUACACUGCGCGCCAGCGGGGUGGGGGUUUUGGUCCGUGCACCUACGUCCUGCGCACCGGCGACCUUGCGGGUGAGCAGUGUGGGGGUGCGCACCCCACCCAGCGCUGCUUUGGCCGCUUGAGGGACGCGUGGCGCCACCAGUUCCCGGAGGCCACAGAGAUCCCUCGCUGGGGCGAGUUGUCUAGGGUGGGAGUUGCCAUCUAUGAUCUUGAUUUUGAUGCUAUCCUUUCUGCCAUGUAUGCUGUGUCUAUUAGUGAUGAGGGUGACUGUUACCGGUGUUUCCCGCCUGAUCCGGGCAUUGAGACUGCUGCUCUAGGUACUGGUGAGGCUGCUGCCCUAGGUGCUUGCGACGCUGUUGCUCUAGGUGCUAGUGCGUCUGCGUCCUCAGGUACUGGUGAGUCUGCCCUCUCAGGUACUACGUCGGCUUCGGCCUCCCUCACCUUCACCCUUGACUCUGGGGCUUCUCGCUCCUUCUUCCGGGACCGCACCACACUCACGCCGCUCAGUCGGCCUGUUGCGGUGUCUCUGGCUGACCCCUCUGGGGGUCCUGUCCUGUCUCACUUCUCCACUGUCCUCCCGUGUCCGGCGGCUCCCUCUGGCACCCUGUCUGGUCUCUACCUCCCCUCGUUAUCUACGUACCUGGUGAGUGGUGCUGACCUACAGGAUGGGGGAGUACACCAGUUCACUCCUGCGCGUCAGCGGGUGACGCACUGUACAGAGGCUAGCACAGGCCGACACCUGGCUACGUUUACCCGUCAGCCAGGGUCGAGCCUGUACACACUGACCACUGCGUCUCCCCCGGUUGCUGCGUCUGGUAGGGUAGCUGCGUCGGGUCAGGUGUUUGCUGCAGCGUCCAGGUCUGGUCCUGAGUCUGCCCCCUGUUCGUGUCGUCUCCUGUCUCACGAGACUCUCCUCUGGCACCACCGCCUUGGUCACCCCUCUCUGCUUCGGCUCAGAGGCAUAGCCUCCCGUCUUCUUGUUUCUGGUCUCCCCCGGUCCCUUCCUCCCCUUCCUCAGGGCCCUGGCCCUACCUGUGUCCCCUGUGUCAAGGGGCGCCAGCGGGCUGCCCCUCACUCCUCCCAGUUUCCUCCGACAGAGGCCCCGUUGCAGACGCUUCACAUGGACGUGUGGGGCCCAGCCCGCGUCCGUGGACAGGGUCACGAGCGCUACUUCCUGCUCGUUGUUGACGACUACUCGCGUUACACCGCAGUCUUUCCCAUGCGCAGCAAGGGUGAUGUCACAGAGGUGCUGAUCGACUGGAUCCGCGCAGCUCGUCUCCAGCUCACGCAGAGCUUUGGCUCGGACUUUCCUGUUCUGCGUCUGCACUCGGACAUAGGCGGAGAGUUUUCUUCUGGCCUUCUAAGAGCCUACUGUCGCGCACGAGGAAUCCGUCAGACCUUCACGCUUCCGGACUCCCCGCAACAAAAUGGGAUUGCUGAGCGCCGCAUUGGCAUGGUCAUGGACGUCGCUCGUACGUCUAUGAUGCAUGCGGCUGCUCCCCAUUUUCUGUGGCCGUUUGCGGUGAGGUACGCGGUGCAUCAGAUCAACCUACACCCCAGGGUCUCCAGGCCGGAGACCUCCCCAGCCUUGCUGUGGACGGGGAAGGUUGGCGAUGCGUCGGCGUUCCGGGUCUGGGGAUCUCGGGCGUUUGUCCGCGACCUGUCUGGGGAGAAGCUGUCCCCUCGUGCUGCUCCUUGCGUCUUCCUCGGGUUCCCCCCUGACGCGCCUGGGUGGCAGUUCUACCACCCCACCUCUCGCCGUGUUCUGUCCUCCCAGGACGUCACGUUCGACGAGUCGGUCCCCUACUACCGCCUCUUCCCCUACCGCACUCCGUCCCUCCCCCCGCCGCUGCUCUUCCUUGUACCCGGUCCCUCUCCAGUAGACCCCCUCCCCCCUCAGGGUCCGUCCCCUUCAGGUGUGUCCCAGGUAGACGCAGUCGAGCCUGUCGAGGUCACUGGUGACUCUGGUGCUGCUGAGGGUGCUGAGCCUGGGGGUGCUGACUCUGGGGGUGCUGAGCCUCGGGGUGCUGAGCCUGGGGGUGCUGCGACUAGGGGUUCUGAGCCUGGGGGUGCUGAGUCUGGGGGUGCUGCGCAUGGGGAUGCUGAGCCUGGGGGUGCUGAGCCUAGGGGUGCUGAGCCUGGGUGUGCUGAGCCUGGGGGUGCUGAGCUUGGAGGUGCUCCGCCUGGAGGUUCUCCGGGUGCUUCGUCUGUGCAGGAGCCAUUCUCUCCACGGGAGCUCCGCGAGUGGUUUGCCCGGCGCUGGAGGCGUGCUGCUGGUGCUGGAGGCUCUUCGGCAACUGAGGGUGCUGCUGUCGCGGGUCCCGGCCGUGCUCGUCCUGGGAGUACUGGAGCUGCUGGGCGUGCGGGUUCGACUGGAGCUGGUGCUGUUGAGGGUGUUGGAGCUGAGACUACUGCUGGCGGUCCUACUACGGGUACUCCUAGUACUGCUGGAGGUUCUGGCGCUGCUCGUGGUGCAGCUGGAGCGGGUGCUCCUGCUGGGGGUACUGCGUCGUGA
This is a messenger RNA of Closterium sp. NIES-65, 3177 nucleotides long. NCBI's taxonomy places the organism in Eukaryota, Viridiplantae, Streptophyta, Zygnematophyceae, Desmidiales, Closteriaceae. The record is from the annotation of a GenBank genome assembly.